CACUGCAGUACUAAUAAUAUGUGACGGGGUCUCUCUUCUAAAGGCGGGCACCUAACACAUAAAUUCAGAAUACAGGAAAUUUAACUAUUGAGCUGCUUGGUCAUUUAUUAUGAGUUUAUCCAAAGAACAGCUGACGGCAGCAGCCACCGAGCAACCGCGACAGCCGAAAUGCACCAGGUGUCGCCACCACGGGAUCAUCGUCCCUCAGAAAGGUCACAUCAAGUUCUGCCCGUUUGCUAAUUGCGACUGCUGGAAGUGUUAUCUCAUCACACAGCGAACUCGGCUCACAGCCCUUCAGCGAAAUCUGAAUAAAGCUCAAAGUAAACCCCAAAAGAAAGAGCAGCGACCCGGAGCCAGUUCGGCGAAACCAGCAACUGAGAAGACACCUGAAGUUAGCCCAGCUGCUACGACUGGAGGUGGUCGUCCGUCGACCUCGGAGAGUGCUGCCGCUGCCGCCGCCGCUCGGAGCUUUCACGAUGUCCGGAGUCGACCUACCGCGGGAGGAGAGCGUGUUGCCGGCCUAGACAGCAGAGAAGUGCUGCCCUUUGCUUCAAAAGUGGCCGAGGAAGGCCCAUAUGCCCCUUACUUCGGUGAAUUAGGGCAGUCUGCACCUCUGCCUGUUGUUCACUUCAUUCAUUACCCCAGCAGCUAUGCGUCAUAUGGUAACUUCCUGUUUAGCAUGCCAUGGUCACCACCCAUGCCUGCUGGGUACAACGACGGCCUCCACGGACCCUUAACGUUCCCCCACUUCCAGCAGGCUGCUCUACAUUGUCCACCAGAGCCUGGACCUCCUGCUGUUAGUGAUUUGAGACAAGUCUUCUUCACCCUUCAGCCGCCUACACUCCCUGAGCCCCUCCAUGAGGAGUUGAUGCCCAGGCAGCCCCCACAGCCCCCACAGCCUCCUCUGCCCAAACACAACAAGCAAAACAUGGAAGAGCUGCAGUAAAGCACUGCACACUCGACGAUGCUGUGCCAUGUUUCUGCACUGUUGGCAUUAAUGUUUCUGCACACUGGGCUUGGCAUUAUUAAAGUUGACCUAUUACAGUAGAGUUUACAUGCCAUUUUUUCUGUUGGCAAUGUGUUUGUUUAGAAAAAAACAUAAAUAAAUGUUGUUGAAAUACUUUUAA
Molecule: messenger RNA, 1127 nt
Organism: Thunnus maccoyii (southern bluefin tuna)
Lineage: Eukaryota; Metazoa; Chordata; Actinopteri; Scombriformes; Scombridae
Product: doublesex- and mab-3-related transcription factor B1-like
Exons: 3
Coding region: 110-946 (278 amino acids)
Biological process (GO): sex differentiation; regulation of transcription by RNA polymerase II
Cellular component (GO): nucleus
Molecular function (GO): DNA-binding transcription factor activity, RNA polymerase II-specific; RNA polymerase II cis-regulatory region sequence-specific DNA binding
Source: RefSeq, a predicted model, not a curated record